Porites lobata is the source of this 17764-nucleotide messenger RNA. NCBI's taxonomy places the organism in Eukaryota, Metazoa, Cnidaria, Anthozoa, Scleractinia, Poritidae. The record is from the annotation of a GenBank genome assembly.
AACAGCUGAAGAAUAGCAUGUGCAGUAGCGGCGGUUCCUUAGGAAUGAAACGAAUCCGAUCUGCUUGCGUGAGAACAAGUUCUUCUAAAACCUGCUUCGUCAGUUUGUCGAGGGACCUUGUAGAGGCAAUAGGACUAAGAGUUCAGGUGUGUCUUCUUACUCUUCUAGCAGUUUUCUUAGUUUAUACAGUAUGUGGUCCUUGGUCCGCGGCUAAAAAUUAAGCUAGUUGAUUAAUCAUGAAUAUCUUACCUGAAUGAAACCGUUUCGAGCUGAAAUACCCCCUGUUUCUCUCGAUAAUCGUGAAGUUGCAAGUUCCAAUCUUAAGUAUUUGUAUAGGUAAUAGCAUGAUUUGUAGUGAUAUUUGGAAUAAAUACCAGGAGUGAUAUUUCGAAAUUGUUAUACGUAAUUUCACGAGCCGUUAGGCGAGUGAAAUUUGAGACAAUUUUGAAAUAUAACGAGUGAUAUUUAUGCCAAAUAUCACGUACAGAUCAUGCUAUUAUUUGUUUAUACUACUACCCACAAAAGGUUUGUAAUUUUCACUUGUAGGUAUUUCAAAUUAAGCUGAAAUACCACUGCUCUUAGCCAAUCAAAUUGCAGAAAUCUGUCUUGUAGUACUAUAAUGCUUGUAAUUUGACAGAAAGGCGACCGUGCUCGAUGGUCCUUAGUCCGCGAGCCGCGACUCAGGUAGGCAGCACGAAAAAGACGUGAGAAUGCGAUAGUUUCCACACGAAACGUAAUUUCGAUAAUAUUUCAUGCAUUUUUCUAUUCUUGAUGCAAUAAAGCUAAAGUUAUAUCGGAAGUUGUUGUGAGUAUAAAAUAAGCUGCUUUUCUUGCAAAGACCUCGGACAACAUGUACAGUCUCCCACACGAGCGGUUUACAGACAAGACGCUAUCGGAGCGUACAUUUUGUCGUGGUGGUAUCAAGCAUACGUGAUCAUGAGGCCACCUGGUUCUUCAAAUCCCGACCCGAUUUUAGACCAAAAAAUGUAAUUUUCUACACCCUUUUUCAGACUAGACCUCUAAAAUCCAUACCCGUUUUCAGACCUGGCCUUUAGGCAGAAAUUAUGUUAUCAUUACUUUGAUUAGAGCACAAACAAAAUAAUUAUUCAAUCCAUUUUGAAUUUGCACAUUUCUCUUUCUUUCUUUCUUACUCAUUUGGAGUUGAAAUGAUAAAUAUGUUCAUACACUACGUAGUUCCCUCAAAAACCAUACCUGAUUCCAGACCAAAAUAGGCAAAGUUUAUACCCAUUUUCAGACCAAAUUGGUGCAAAUACCCUACCCGAUGGGGUAGCAAAUACGUAUAUGGCUUAUAUAAAGGAGUAGCCCCACCCCUGGAUGUGAGGAUUUUUUUUCUAUUUGUGUGAUAAGUCCUUGUCAUUUCUUCAGUUUUGCAAGGCAGUUUCUACAGAGGUAGUUGUUUUCGAUAGAUCUCAAAGCUGUCAAAAAUGAAUUUUUAAAAGACUCUGAUUUUGGCAAAAAUUGUCAAACUUAGUGGCAACACCCUAUUCCUAUAAUACAACAGCAUAAAUUACAAUAAACUGACAAAUAAGACUACUUCUUUUUCCUUUUGCUAUGUAAAGAACUGUGAUUUCUUUUUUGCACUGCAACUUGUACAAAUUUAAUUUUAGCCUUGCUGAAUAUUGCUUGAUUGUUGUGCAAAGAAAUGUCCUAUCACAAAGCAUAUUAGAAACUUAGCCAAUCAGAAAUGGAUAAAGAUUUUCCUGAAAAUCUGCGGGAUACCAGAACAAGCUUUCGGGAGCUGUUGCGCAGAUGGACUACAUCGAGUUCUCUAUCUGGGUCUCUAGUGUCAAGUCUGGCAGCAAAGGGCUCUAGGGUUUUAAAUAAUAAAAUUAGGUGUACCUUUGGAAAAUAUUCCUAGAGAAUAUAAUAAAAACCGCUAUUUUGUCCUUACAUUUGUCUACAGGUACGCAUGUUUUCAUUGUAUCGUAUUUAUUGUUUAACCGACUCCUAAACUGUAUAUUGACUUUGUUUUUAUAAUUAAAAUGUUGCAGGGUCAACCAUUUGCUCUUCAACUGCAGUGGGAAAGUUGUAGCGCUUUUACUAGCUGGUCUGGAGAAGUCAUUCACAGCAACAAGCAUGAUCUCUUAACUGGAUCUCGUUCUAUUGUUCUACUUGGAAAAAAGUUUGCUGAUUCACUGGGACUGAAUGAGGAUCAACAGGUUAAUACAUGUGCCUAGUGAAGAAACCUUACCCGUUUUUAUCCUAGUAUUUUUGGGACAGCUGUCCACCCAGGUUGUAGGGGGGGGGGGGGGGGGUUGGGCUCCCGUAUAAAAGUGACAUGGAUGCUCAUCAGAAAAUUGAAAGUAAACCUCUGUAAUCAAUGUGGGUGUGGCUCAAACUUAAAAGUGACCCUAAAGUAGACCAUACUAAAACGACAUAAGCAUAACGACAUAACGACAUAAGCAUAAGGAAUGCCUGUAUGGGCAAAUAAUUAUUGUGACUUUCCAUCCCCAAUGUACGCUAAGUGAGACCAAAAUGUGAAAUUUACACUCUUAAGGAAGAUGGCGUGGAAUCCCUGUCACUUUUAUGUGGGAGACCUCCCUCCUGGAUGCACAGGCUGCCUUCUCUGUCCAAACCAAAUAAUGAAGGUCGACAACCUUAAAGGGAAGGAACUGUGUCACGGCAGCAGAGUCUGUUCUGUUUACUUUAAUUUUGUCAAUUACUUGCCUUGAAAUGCAGCAUUCCCAAAGAAAAUUUUAAGUCUGCUAUUAAACCCUAUGGUGUGAACUUUUUUGUUCAUGCAAAAUUUUUACAGAAGUUUUCCCCACGGGCAGCAUUCGUUACUAGUAAAGGAGUUAGUAAAGGAGAAUCUAGGUCCUGAAUAUUAGCUGCCUCCUCUGCUUGCUAAGUCACUCUCUCCAUGAAAUUCAUGUCAGGCUAACAAGAAUUAAGAAACUUAUGGUCAUUAUUGUGACCUGCUGAUGGUAUUUUUCUGUUUUGUUGAUGUCAUUCAAGAUCCUUGUUGAACCUGUUCUUAGUAUCCCAUCAUGCAACAGAAUCAGUGUAGAUCCGCUCAGUGCCAAUGACUGGGAGAUCUUGGUAAGUUGUUCUAGACAACACCUGGAGGCUACUUGACAACUGUGAACACUAAUGAUUUUAUCAAUAACUUUCAAAGAAGUUUUAAAAUUCUCUUGUAUAUAGACUGUGUGAAAAGGAGUCAUGCUGGUAAGGGUACCUCUGACCUUGCUUGUCUAUUGAAGAACCAUCAAAUGAUGAAAAAAUUGGGGAUUAAUGGGGUUUUUUGUUUGUUUAAGGUACUUGGCAUACAGUCUCUCUCCUCAGAGGCAUUGUUGUGUUGUAAUCUUAAGUCUUGGAAAGGGGCAAAAAGAAAGUGCAUGAAGGAUUGCCCAUAGUACUCACUAUUAUUUAAUUAGUGCUAUAUUUUUUAUUGGAAUACCCAUUGGGAGCCUCUGUGGAGGAGAGAGGUUUAUGUUUAUGAGUAAAAAUUAUAUUCAUGUUAAAAUUAACAUUUUUUAACCUACAAUUGCUCGGUGAGAAAAUGAGUUAUGACACUUCACAGAUCAAAAGGGGGAAAUACAGCUUUGCAAUGUUGUGCCGCUGGUCGAACUACCUAAAGAAAACAGCAAGCAUCCCAACUUUGAAUGGAGGGGACAGGGAAGGGGUGCCGAUUCUUUUGUACAAUGUCUCAACAAUUUUGUUGCUGAUUGUAGGUUGAUUUUCCAUUCUCUUUUGCCUCCUAGCUCUCAGAUUAUUCAUGAAUUAGGGCUAAAAGACAAUGGAAAUUGAGAAUCAACCUGGGUUAAGAAUUUUAUCCUGUUAAUUUAAUUUUGACCUGUAACAUUAUAUACAGUGUACAUAGUAGUAAGUAUCAUGAUGGCACAAGCUCCUCUAAUCAGAUCUUUUAUUUAUUAUAAUUAUAAACACUAAUGAACUACCAAACCAUUUCACUUUAAUAGUUUUUUGGUGUGAAAGGUGCGAUUUAUUAUGUAGCCAUAGCAAUGGUGAUAUUUUCACAUGUGAAGAUAACAUGUUAUUUUUACAUGUGAAGAUACCAGGUUUUCGCGCAAAAGCUCACCUGGUAUUUCAUUGGUGUUUAUAUAAUAAUAAGUUUUAUUUGACAUCUUGAUUUGUUAGGAACUUCAUGCUGGAUAUAUUGAAAGCCAUCUUCUGAACCAAGUACGUGUGGUGUUUCCUCAGCAGAAACUUCCAAUCUGGAUUCAAAAUAAUACAUGUGUGGUUGUUCAAAUUGGUAAGGUAGAUAAAUGUUUGUGGAAGAUGGUAAAUGUUGGUCCACAGUAAAUAAACGUUUGAGAAGGUUUCAAUGAAAUUUUUGUUUAUCUUGUGUGGGGCAAAGAAAUAAAAUCUGAAGAGUAUUCUCUAAAGUGUGUAGAUAGGAUUCCAUUCAGCAUAGUAAAUAUUACCACAACAUCAUUUCUUUCAUGGGGUCUUUUUCAGUGUGCUUAUUUUAGUCCCCUACAUCAGAGCCCUUGGGCUUACACAAAUCAAAACAAACAAAUAAUGCAGAUCGAUAGGUGUAUUAUUGUAUGAAUGUCCAUCUAAUGGAAAAAAAUCUCACUCUAACUGGAUUAAAAAAAAACAUAAAAAUAUUUGUCAAAAGCGUACUGAUUAAAAAGGUUUUGUUUCAGUGGUCACACCUCAUUUCCAAUCAAUCAAACAAACAACAAACAAACAAAACUUUAUAUUUACACAUAUUAAACCUAAAUACAGUUGCCCUGCAAAUUAGCAAAGAAACGCUAUUCGAGGCAGGGAAAAGUAUUGUAUUGAAAAUAAUGAUUUAAAUUAGCCAACAUAACAUUACAGAAGCUGAUCUGUAUAAUAGUUACAAUCUUCCCUCAUCUCUUUUCCCCCUUUUAAAAAGGAGAUAAUAAUAAUAAUAUAGCUCCAGUGACAACCAAGGAACAGGCAUCAGUUGUGUUUUUCUAAUAUUAGUACUUACAAUCCUCUAAUCUAUUCCGAUCCUUCCUCUACAGUUGAUCUGGAGCCUUGUACCAACUGUGUGAGACUUGAUGAGUUUACAGAAGUUGUUGUAUCACCAAAGACAAGAGAUACAAAAAGUGUCAAACAAGGUUCUGUUACUUCCUCUCAAUUCACCUCACAGACAAUCAGUCAAACCUCUGGGAUUCCAGACUCUGCACAACAGCUUGUAGAGGCAAGUGGUCUGUCUGAUGGUAACAGACAGCCGUCCACAACUGCUCGUAGUGUUGUAGAUACAGAAGAACAGUCUAGAGUCAUUGACACUGGCCUUUUGUCCAGAUUUUCUAGUUACUUUCACACACUAUUUUAUGCUCAUGGUAACAAAUCUGUUACAAAUGAAAAUCAGACAUUAGAACCCUUGCAGAGCAGUGAACCUCAAUUAGCUAGUACAUCUAAUGACAGCAAUGCAAUAAGAACUUUUGCAUCCACUUCUCAACUUGACGAAAAUGUUUUGGGAGAAACUGACUUUGAUAUGUGGUUACGAGUACAACCAGAACUUUCAAUGGCCAGGAACAUUUCAAAAUCGAAAUAUGCAUUUCAGCCAUCGGCAGUGUUUGUUGACUUUGCUUCAUUACCACCAAAAGUUCUGAAGUCAUGGACCUGUAAUCUGGACUUCUUUCCACUAGCUGAUGGAACAAUUGUAAAAACAGUGCAAAUAACUAAAUUACUGUCACCAAAAGAAAGGACUACUGCAUCCAGCAAUGCAGCUACAGUGAACAGAGUACCAAACAGUCAGGAAAACACUGAUUCAAUAACACAGGAAACUGGUGUAACUGAUGAAGCUGAAUCUCUAAGCAGAGCAAGUCAAGGUAUCAAAAAAAAGGAUUUUUUUACAAAUCGUAUGUGAAUGUUUGUACAUCUAGUGCUGGGUAACUAACCACCUACCCCUCCCCUAAGUCACAAUUUUGCCCUAAGCAAGAAGUAUAUAGCAUUAAUGUUGACUCGGGGGGUGGGAGGAAGUCAGUUACCCAGAAACUUCAAUUAAUCCAAUCCCCAAUCUCUUUGACCAUCACAUGAGUGUUAAAUUCUAUUCUUGAUAACAAGCUGACCAAGCUAUUGCAUAAUGUAAGACUUUGGUUGGAACUAGCAGUGGGAGUGCCCUGUGGGAGUGCCAUACCCCUGUAAAAGCCCAGGUAACAAAAGUGAUGAGUUUUAAAUUUGUUAAUUCUCACAGAUACACAACCUUCUCACUGGAUUGUAAACAUGGUGAUGACAAGCAGCAGCAGUAGUACCCUUAGCGCCAUCACUAAACACGGCUCUCAUAAACUGGGUGUGGAAAGUCAUGUAUUACCGCACCACAUUGUUAUGUCCAAUGAGCUACGACAUCUACUUGAUACAAAGGAUCUGUCUUUAGUUAAAGUUCAGAGUGUCUCAUAUGGGCCUUCAGACAUUAAAGGGAUUAUAUUACAUCCCUUUGGAGAUAAUAAUCAAGAGGUAUAUAUUAAAAUAUAAAUCAUAUUAAUUUUAUCAAAAAUUGAUUUUAGGAAAGCUUUUUUGAAGGUGGCCAUGGCAACCAAUAGAAUGUUAACCACUAAUUAAUGGCACUAGAAAAAAUAGCUUUAAUUAUUACAAUGCAAAUUCAGACUGUAUACAGUCUGAAUUUGCAUUGUACUAGUAAUAAAGCAAAAUAGGGCAUGGCAAAUGUAACAAAGUGGCCCUAGGAAAAAUACCUACAAUAUUCACUGUGACCAUGAGGUAUUUAAAGAUGGAAAAGCAGGAAUAAAAAUGGAUUGGAUAUCAGAUGACCAAGGGAAGACGAGGAAGAAGGGAUUGCUCAGGCCAUGGAAGAAAGCCAACCAGAAGAACAGUAAAUUUAUCAAGUGAAGAUAGUGGGUAAUUUUGCAGCAUAGUACAUGUAUGUUGAGAGUAUGUCAGAAAGUAACGAGAAUUACCCUUUCAAAGGAAAAAAAAUAGUAUUGUCAAUUUUAUCAACUUGCUAACCUGCAAACAAGAAAAGUCCACUUGCUUGUGUAUUGUUCACUUUAACAAAAACAUGUUUAGAGCCUUUUGUUCACCUACUGUAUUGCAUUUCAGGACAUCCCAUCCUCAAGUGUGUUAUUAGAUGCUUUUCAUAAAUGGAUAUGUUCUGUGUGUAGCAGAGAGGCACCCUUGUUACUUUGCAGUGGAAUGCUGUUGACCUGUGAUAUUCCUCAAGGUAGGCCUGCAUUGCAGCUAUUCACUAAUGAUAAAAAAUGCAUUGUUGUUGCUUAACUUUCAUUAUUUCGAACAAAAGAUUUUCCAGCAACAGAAGUUGGAAACUUUUGCAGAUUCAGUAUUCAGCUGAAUUCACUUCAUCACUGAUUACUAUGCAUGCCACAGAGCUACCUAUUAAUUUACUCUUCUCACGGUAAAUAAAUUUCCAAAGGCUCUUGUUUAAUGCUUGAAUUAAAGACUGAAAAUUGUGUUCUUUGAUCAUCAUGCUGAUUACAGGUACAAGUAUUUUAUGAUGUUAUUGCGGACCGGAAAAAGUAUGAUCAAGACAAUUGAGAAGUUUGGUGUAGUGAAUUUCAGAUAUUCAAGUUUGACUGUUUUUGCUGCUUUCAUUUGGCAAAGGGAUAUGACAAAAUAAUGAUCUUUUUCAGCAGGUCAUUCUGUUCAGUUUGUCGUCACAAUACUAAGCCAUGAUGAACAAACCUCCAGCUCAGCAGACAGACUUUCAUAUUAUCAACUUACCCCCGAAUCUCUUAACAGUGUAACAGUUGUCAUUGGAACGCCUUCAAAUUUAUUGAACGAUGUUUCUCCAGUGAUAAGUCCUCUUGAAAGCACGACACAAAACUUUAAGCCAAGUAUCGCAGAUCUGGGGUAAGAAGAUAAUAAUCAAGUUAUUUUAUGUACUAUAUAGUAAUGCAAAUUAUGCUAGUUAAGCAGGGCCUGAGGACAUGAUAUUAAAAGCUAGCAUACAUUCAAAGCAGUUUGGUCAAUUUAUAUGCGAUAAUGAUUUACAGGUGUAGUUUAAAGAUAGAGUUUCUCAAGGAUUAAAUAUUCAACUGCUCCCCUUCCUUAUUCUGUGCUCAGCUUGGCAAGUACCCUGUACAUCAGUAACUCUACAAAUUAUGCAUGUUUAUAGCCAAUAACCAUUUUAUUUUGUAUCAUUUUUUUUCUUUUAGUUUAUCCAGACACAGUAAGUCACUCCUCCCUCACCCCACUUCGAUUCCAGCAUUUUAUGGGCCAGGCGAGGUUCUAUUAAUUAGCCUUAGGGAACUAUGGUGUUCCCCAAAAGACCUCAUUUCCCUCAUGUAUUAUAUGUUUUUUUUAACAGUGGAGUGACAGAGUGCUUUCACAAGUGCCUAGAUCAUGCUUUGGCUGCCUUAAAACAGAGGCCAGUAGCAAAUCACCUUGGUGGCAACAUUAUCACCGGAUUACGCAGUGGAGCUUUGUUAAUUUGUGGCAGUGGUGCAGGAACUGGGGUUGGCUGCGGCAAAACAGCUCUUGCCCAUGCAGUGUGCCAUCAACUUAAUAAAUGGCCUGUCUGUGCUCAUAUCACUGUUGUGGACUGUAUUCCAUUCAGAGGUUUGUGUUAAUCAUUUUUAUGAAUGAUGUUUUGAAACUUUUAACUGAGUUUAUUGAUACCAUAUUUAUUCAAAUAAGUGCCCUCCUCUAAUAAGUGCCCGUCCUAAAGGCAGAAAAAAUUAAUAAGCACCCAGCCUUGAAUAAGCGCCCACCCCCACCCCACUCCCUCCCACGCAAACUCCAAUAACAGAUAAUAAGAGACCCUCCUGAAGAUGGAGUUUUCUUCAGAGUAUUUUACAGAAACCUAGCUUUGUUACAUCUUCGCUUUUUGUUGCUACCAUUUAUUGUUUUGUUGCACAAUAAACAUACUUCACUUGCUGAGAAUGGUAAAAAUUUAAUAAGCGCCCACCUCGAAUAAGCACCCAUUUUCAAGGUCCAAAAAUUUAAUAAGCGCCCGAGGUGGUUAAUCAAAUAAAUAUGGUAGUUCUUACUUUAAAGGACUUCAUAAUAAAGUGUUAUUUCAAGGCAUGUGCAACAAUACUACAUGGUCACAUAACAUAAACUGUUUACAGGUAACCAUAUGACUCCUGAAGGGUCAUGAGGUUAUCCUUAUAUUAAGAUCUCCUUUCAGAUAACCCAUCCAGCCCAGAAAGGUCGACCACACCACUGGAAUCUAUGUCCUCUACUCUUUAAAAACAGUGGUGUGGGGUCGUUUCAGUUGUCUCUUUACAUCUCACAAGAACCAGAUUGGUGGAAGUGCUGUGAGAUGGGAUGGUCUGCAGUGUAUGGUUUUCUGUCCCUAUCCUAGAAGACUAGAAAGUAUAACCGUUUGCAGAUGUUGUUACAACGGUAGCACUUUCUUCUCAGUUCUUUAAUUUAAGACCCUGAGUGUUGAUCAAGUCGUUUGAAUCUGCCACAUCUCACUCAGCAGACUGACACUCUCCCAACUAGGCGGCAGUGGUGGUAUUUAGUGUUUUACUUGCAGGGUUAUUGGUAGUUCUAAAGUAGCAAAGAGAAUGAUAGAUUACAGGGCGUGUUCAGUGAUUGGAUUGUGUUUUUCUUGCAGGAAAAAGAGUUGAAUCGAUUCAGAAGCAGUGGCAACAGGUGUUUGUUGAGGCCGCCUGGUAUCAACCUUCUGUUAUUCUGUUUGAUGAUUUGGAUCAACUUGUGUCAGCUCCCAGUGCCCUUCAAGAAAUGGGUGGAGAAGCUCUGUACAAGCGUCGACUUGCUCAAGGUGAGAGCCGGUAAUAAGUAUUGAGUCUAUUACACACUGUUCUCACCCAUCUACAUAUUUACCUAUUCAUGUUUCAUGUUUUUGCAUCAGUCAUUCAAGGAUUUAAACUACGUGUGCAUUUAGUUUCAUUGUUAUUUAAUGCAUUACAUUUCCUUUGGGCUGUUUUCCUACUCUUAUGCUUUGUCAGUAUGAGUGUGCUCACGUUGUGGAUGGCUCGUUCUAAAAUGUUCUACAAUAUUAGUAUUGGGUUUAAUGAAGCCAAAACAAAUUGUAGAAUUGCACAGGUUUUGGCAUUGUACUGUGGAACAGUUGUGACGUUUUUGAGCGCAAAAAAAAAAUUGCCAUCUGUCCUCUUUGAAGAAAUUAUUUAGAUCAAUUAGUAAGGUAUAUCAGUUAGAAAUCUACAUCAUUAUUUUCAUCAUUAACUUUGUUUAAUCCAUGUCAUGUCCAUGAAAAUUUCUCCAUGGGUCUGUUGGCCUUUUUAUGUACUAAAAAUAAAUUAUUUUUCUUCUUUCAUUCGCCAGUAUUCAAAGAUCUUGUCAAUGCAGAAAUUGACCACAAUAGCAGGGUGGUUGUCAUAGCAACCAGCAAAUCCCAUGACUCAUUACAUCCUUCACUACUGACGUCAAGAGGGUGUCACAUAUUUCAAUGCUGUGUGGAGCUGCAUCCACCAGAUGCCAAUCAGAGACAAGAAAUCUUGCAUGCAAUGAUAAACAAGCGAUUUCCUCAGGAAGACUCUCAGGAACUUGAACUCAGGUAGAUAUGAAUUUCUAAACUUAUCACAUGCUUUCACUUUAUAGCCAUACAGUCUCGAAGAUCAUCCUCGAAGCUUUUUGUUUUGGGAAAGGCACUGAACUUUAAAAUUUUGGUUUUUGUUGAGCUGUUAAUACUCCCUGUUCCCUGCCUUUAUAAAUGAACCACACUGCUAUAAUUAUGGAUCAAAGAUUUAAGACCUCUGUUUAUGCAUUUUAAUACCCACUUUCUGACCUUAGUUCUACCUCCACUGUCUUGACCUUUUCUAUGCAUUUAUUUUGCCAUAUCAUAAACUGCUGUUUAAACAUUGUAAGCCCCGCACCCCACUUAUAACUCCCACCCAUUUAUAGGCCCAUCUACCUGUAAGCGAAAAAAAUACGUCUGAUCUUAACCCCCCUGGGAUAUAAGCCUCUCCGUUUAUAAGCCCCCUAAAACCCCUUUCAAAGAUGUAUAAGUCCAGGGCUUGUAAGCAGUUAGCCUGUUCCAGGUGUUCAGAUAGUAAAGCACAGGUGAAAAAUUGAUGAGGAAAAAAAACAAAGGAGCCCCAGUCUCUCCUUGUUUUCCCUGUGUACAAUUUAACUGGCUCCCCACCACCUGAACUCAGCACUUGACUACCUGAACGCCUGCAACAGGCUAGUAAGCAGCAGUUUAUGCCAUACUCUGGCAACAAGAUCAUCAUCACACACAGUACUAGUAUAUAUCUUAGUGUUGAUAUAUUUUGUGCACUCAUUUCAGUUCACUGGUGAAGAAAACAGAGGGAUUUUCACCCAAAGAUUUGGGAUCUUUACUUGACCGUGCUUUUCACAAGGCAGCAAUCAGGAAGUUAAAAAAUCAAAAAGGUAAAUUGAAAUUUAAAAAAAAACAUAACACGAAAGGGAAGGCUAGGUGCAGUAGAUUGAUCUCAGUUAACAGGCACCCCAUGUAUUAAGCAGACAGUUAAGCUUAUUUUCUGUAAUUUUAAACUGCUUUUUCCGGUCCUAAGGAUUUCCCCUUUCAAGAGGUUCAAUUAAAUGUAGUAAAUACACUGUAGGGGAUAUUAAUAUAUAUUUUAUGCGUUUGAACGAACAAAAGAGUAUUAAAAAUCACUCUAUAUCCUGUGAACUAUUUUCUCUGUAUCCACAGAAGGAGGUUUUGGCCCAGCUAUUACAACACAGGACCUAAAGGGAGCUGUUGAAGGAUUCACACCUGCAGCAUUGAAAGGAGUCAAGUUACACACUGCAGGGGAGUUAGGUUGGUGUGAUGUGGGUGGACUGUCUGCAGUUAAAAAGACUCUGAUGGAAACACUUCUGUGGCCGACAAAGGUACAAACUGAUUAUAAGAUGCAUUGAAUGGUAACCGGUUAAGUCACCCUAAAGCCAUCUCACCCAAAGUCACCUGGCCUGUUUCCUAAGGCAGGCCUAAAAUGUUCUUAUUUGAAGUACCAAUAGAAUUAGACAUUGAUAAGUCUAAGUUAGAAGGUGUUGUAACAGUCAUUUGGACUUACCUGUAACUCUCGGACAAACAAAUAAUUAAUACACAGGUAAAACUUGCAGCUUUAACGAGUUAUUAUAAAGAACUGCCCACAUGCCAAUUGCAGAGUGCUCUUCCUAUACAUCGUUGUCCUUUAUUAGGUAGUGCAUUUCUGUGUACAAUUGCAACUUUACAAAUCAGUUUGUUUUAUUUUUCAUCAGUAUUCCUGGCUCUUCAGUAAAUGCCCUUUACGUAUGAGGUCAGGUCUUCUCCUUUACGGACCCCCUGGUACUGGGAAGACUAUGCUAGCUGGUGUGGUUGCUAAGGAAUGUGGGCUCAACUUCAUCAGCAUUAAAGGACCAGAAUUGCUUAGUAAAUACAUUGGAGCCAGUGAACAGGCAGUCAGAGAUAUGUUUACCAGGUAAUUAAGAAGUUAUAUUAAAAAAAAUUGGACCAAUAUUUUCAAGUUGCUAUUUCGUUUCCAUCCUGGCCAUGGAACGCCAAAGACGUGCUCUCAUGGUUGAGGUUACAGUCCUUAGAAGAACAAUUUCAAAUAAAACUGAACCAUUAUUGAAGGGUUCUCUCUGAUUCCAAGUGUGUUUUAAGGGUUUUAAAUGAAUACCAAACAGUCGUGAAAUACAAUGUAGCUCCUUUUAGGAAAAAGAAAUUUGCGCGACUUAAUGCGUUGUUUAGUGAUAUAAAGACUAGUUACAACAUUUUUCAAAGCUCAGUUCCACUUCUCAAAAUCCACGAUGCUUCCUAUAAUACAGACAUCUCUCUAUUAUGGACAAUUUCACUUGAUCUUGCAGAUACCGAAUUUCACAUAUUCCCACCUCGAUGGUACAGACAGCCCUUUAAUGGGGCCAAUAGCUCACGUUCAAUAUAUCAAAAUUCUAACGUGACUCCCAGGCUUCACGGACAAAAUUGCCAAUUUUUCACGAUUCCAUUGGCUUGCAAUUUCUAGAAGAGACUUGAGCACAAAGAAAGCCAAACCAAAUAUUAUAGAAAUAUGACCAGAAAGCCUCGGAGUCAUGUUAUAAUUUUAAUAUAUCGAACGUGGGCUUUUGAAUCGCCUUUCCUAGCUGGUCCUUUGGUGUCCAUAUUGAUGAUGUUCAAUUGUAUUGGAAUGUUCUUCUUAGUACUUUAUAUUAAAUACAGAGCCCAGAGUGCCAAGCCUUGUAUUCUGUUCUUUGAUGAGUUUGAUUCACUUGCACCUCGCCGUGGGCAUGACAGCACAGGGGUAACAGACAGAGUUGUCAAUCAACUUUUGACCCAGCUGGAUGGAGUUGAGGGACUGGAUGGAGUCUAUAUACUGGCUGCCACGAGUCGUCCAGAUUUGAUAGACCCUGCUCUUCUCAGACCAGGAAGACUGGACAAGUGUUUGUACUGUGGUAUACCAGAGAAGGUAAUUUUGUAAGUGGGACAAUAUAAACCGAAUUAAUACUGGUUGCCUCAAUACGGAGAGGUGACACAAGCCCUGCUGUUUUCUGUUUGCACGUCUGAUUUGGCAUUACAAUCAAGCCUCCAUGUGCCACCACCUAACGUAAGCGACCACCUCCCAUGAUAUAAGCGACCACACGUCCAAAUCACCAACAUUUUCCUUGUUGGUCUUAUUUCCUCAUAGCUGGAACCUCUCGUAAACGACAACCUCUCGCAAUAGGCCACUUGCACUAAGAGGUCACGUGACCAAUGCUUCCUUUAAACAAUGAGUUGGAAUCUUGCUGAUGCCAAAAAUUGAUGGAGCACAUAGAAAUUAUUUUACACCCGAAAAUUGAGAGGAAACGCAUUUAAGGGAGACAUUUUAUGGCACUUUUUUCAACAAAGUAGUAUGAUUUGUAUUGGCCGCCAUGUUGGAGGGCAUCUUGCCGUCCAACAUGGUGGCCAAAACUACUUUUUUCUUCUAUCUUGUUAAACAUUUGAUAGUUACGCUCAGAUGUGCUGAAAAUGUUUCCACAUCAUCUUUUCAACAAUUUCCCUGAAGUUUAAGUGCAAAAUUUGUGUUCAGAAAGAGGUAAUUCAUAGUUUUAAAAAUCACAAUUCGAAUGGCUAGCGACCACCACCCGUUGGUGACCACUGUUUGCGGGAACUUCGACUGUAUAUUCAUAUUAAAGUGAUUCAAAUUAAACUACCUACGCCUCAACAGUUAAAGGCUAAGUCUUAGUAGAAGGAAUUGUUUCAUAUUGUCCUUGCUGUUUUGGGAUGUGUUUCAAGUGUGUAUUCUAGAACAACAUUGAAAACCUCUAGUUCAAUCCGAAGGCGAUUGUGCUUGUACAAUAACAAGACAAUUGGGAAAAGUGUUUCAAAAGGUGGAUAUUUUCAAUAACUUUGGGUUGAAUCUAGCUAUUCAUUUUACAGUCAGAGAGACUUGAAAUCCUACGAGCCCUAUCAAGAUCUCUUCUCUUGGCCAAGGACACGAAGCUAGCUGAUAUUUCAGACAUGUGUGAAAACUUUACUGGAGCGGACUUGAAAGCCCUGUUGUACAAUGCCCAGUUAGCGGCAAUACACAGGAACACCAGCAACAGUCAACUGUAUAAAGGCCUGUUUAACAAGGACAGUGAAAGAGGAGAUGAUAAAAAUGACAGUUUGCAAAAUAAAGAUAUAAAAGAGAAGGUUAUUUACAUUCCUAACUUGGUAAAAGGUCCUGUACACGUCUCAUCAGACGAACUGACAAAGCUGCAUUCCGAGGUAAGUAAAAUAUUCGAUAGCCUGCGACAACAGCCGUCUCUUUUCGCCGCUAGGAACGUUUUGCCAGCCAAACGUCCCUAGCGGGAAAAAGCGAGGAGAGACAGCUGUGUUUUCGUAGGCUAAAUAUCCGUGUUCAUAUUUUCUGAAUGAGAAAAUAAUCGGUGAAUAUUUCUGUUUUUCGUUAUAAGAACAAAAAAAUGUAUGUAUGACCACAUGGCUGGCUGAACAGGCUAGUUGUACAAAGGUUUGAUAAUUGAAGUCGGCAAGCAUUGAUAUUUGAAAGUUGAAUACAGUAAAUUUUGCCGGGUUGGCUAGUUGGACAUUUUACUCGCUUGCACAAACUUUCGAAGAAAAAAUUCAUGUCAAAAUGAAAUCUAUAGUCUUAAUUCUUGUUGCUUAGGGUGCUAACAUUUGAUUCCUUUCUAUUAGGUUAUGGUUAUCGAAGAACAUCUCCGACAACGGAACGGGAGUGAUAAAAAGGUAUAAGAAUGGAUUAUAAUAAAUGAUGGUUGUAAUUGAAAGCAAGAUCUCAGUGAGAGUGAUUAUCUCUCAUUAGGAUGCACUGAGUUCAACAUUAAUCAAUCAUACAGUUCCAGUCGGCACUUUCUGUGCUGGACUUUGUAAGGGUCACUGAUGAAACAGUUUACGGUCGUUUCGCCAACCGUCAAGUGCUGGACUUUGUAAGGGUCACUGACUAAACAGUUUACGGUCGUUUCGCCAACCGUCAAGCAGCAAUUUGUUUGCCCCGGCUCAUUAGCGAAACGACUUGCCGCGUUAGCGAACAGGGCCGAGUUGUUCAAAGCUGGCUUUAGAUAACCCAGGGUUAGUGCCAAAUUUGAAUUCAGAUUUGAAAGAUUAAAAAGUAAAUUCAGUUUAAUUCUUUCUGUCAACAAGUGUAUGAUCGGAUGCUCUUAAAAAUAACAGUGAAAAUUAUGCGUGAAAAUGCUUUUGAACAAAAGAAAAAGAAACCCGGGUUAAAUUUAACGCUAGGUUAAGCGCUAAUCGCCCUUCGAACAACUGGGCCCAGGACGUUAGCGAAAUGACCGGUCACCAUCUUAACGUAUUCUUAUCGCACUUUUAAAUAUAUUGCUCUUCCUUCCCUAACGAAAAUACGUUCUUUUAAAAUUGGAUACCCACUUAAAGCAAGUAUUCCUUUGCAACGAAUUAGACGAAUAAAAAGUUUAAACUUUGUUUCUCUCCUCGUAGAUGUCAGCGACUGAAGUAUCAAAGCAACAACCAGCAGGUGGAAUAGAAAUCAGUCAGUCUGAUUUGCUACAAGCUGCUUCAUCUAUGGGCCCCUCUGUGUCCGACAGCGAAAGGCGCAAAUACCAGGCAAUGUACGUAUUGAACAUCUUAAAGUGCUCGUUAUGGGCUGGCGGCGGUAGCCUGCGUGGCAGGCAUAAAAAGCAAGGGGUGGGGAGGGGGAAAAGCGCGGAAGGGUAAAGAGAAACCUCUCCCCAAUUCCCUCUUCCAAAUUCCCGUCUCCCCGACCUCCUAUCUGUUCCUACUGCUUUUGACGCCUGCGAAGAAGGCUAGGCUGGUGGUAAUCGUGUCAAUUGCAGCCUUGGUCUGACUCCUCCCCAGUCGUCUUUUAUCAUUAGUGAGUUAACUCAACAGGACGACAGAAAGAAGAGGACGGCAAACCGCCUGAGUGUGACAAACGUGACGGGGGUAUUAAUCGCGUGUUUUGUCGGGAAUUCACUUAACAUUGAUGUUUUUUGCUCUUCUACAAAAAGAUCUGUUUAAAGGAAUGUGAAGUUUGGCGGAAGGUUUUUUCAAACAAAAUUUUUGUCACGCUUGUCACACAAGGUUUGCCGUCGUCUUUCCUCUCCCGUCCUGUUGCGUAAGUUUACUAUUUUUGAGCGCUGUAACGGAACAAUCAUGGGAUACUCUAAAGGCAUCUCGACGAAGAGGACGAUGGGAAAGGAGAGAGGGGGAAAAAAAAGAAACGCACCUACCCGCGCUUACGCUUCCCUCGUUUUAUAUUUUGAAAAUUAGUAGGAAACUAAAAAAGAUAACCUCCUACGCGGACUUUCUUAGAAGAAGCCCUGAGAACGUUUGCGUGGGAGGCUACAAAAGAGACUACUUUAGAUGAUCAAAACCUGGAUGCCAUGGUUUGUUAAGAGUUUUGGACUGUGAUUCCCUGCUAGCAGAGGCCUCUUUUCUCUGCUAUUUGGAGGCUUUACUGGCAGGGAAGACAGUGGGAACGGUGCCAUGAGAAGUGAAGAGAAAAAACAAGCACAGGGGGUGGUGAAGUGGCCUUGAAGGUUCUAAGAGGAUAACUCUAGCCUUUGGUCUACGAUGGUGAUUUCAGAGGGGAAAUUUUGUGGGCGUUACUGUUACAUUAGAACUUACGGUCACCAGCAGGUCACCACAAUGUUAUUUUGUUUUUCAGAUAUGAUACAUUCAUUAAAUCGCGUGGAGGAGAUUUUGGUCAAAAUUCUACUGGACAAGGAAAAGCAACUUUAGCCUGAACGUUUCAGUCUGGAUGCGAUACCAGAGGAAUGGUAUACAUGGCAACCAACCCAAAUGCCUCAUCAAAGCGUGUCAACCAAUGAACUUUGGAACUGAACUUUGUUUAGAUUUCAGUGCUACAAAAGAAGCACAUUAUGUAUGCCACUGACAUGGCUUCUAAUAACUUUUUUCAAGUUACCAUAUUUACUCAAAUAAGCUCCGCAUUGAGACGUUGAUUCUGUUAAAACGGAAAAUAAUAAUACCGCGUCCAACUUUCAAAUAAACAUCGCCCUCGAAUAAGCGCCGCAUUUAAGGCUUGAAAAGCGUUGCAGCACUUUUUCGAGUUAAUACGGUAUGUCAAGUUUACAAGCCAAGUAACGCUCAUAAUUUCCAAAAAUGUGCUUAAAAAUACGAUACAGCACAUAGCACUGGAACAAGGAUAGAGAGAGAUAUUUCCCAUCUUCCCAAAUGUUUCAUACGUUGUGGUUCAAUUUUAUCCUUGGUUUAAAUUUUAUUUUCUUUUGUUUUUGCGUAUGGUAAUGCAUGAUAAUGAGUUUGAAACAAAAGAAAAUAAUGGCCACACGACCACAAAAAAUUGUCCCUGCAAACUGCACGCACGUCUUCUGUAACAGCUACAAUAAUGACUGACAGUUCACUUUUAAAGUCUUUAAUUAUUUUGCUUAGGAGAUGAUAUAUUACAUUUAACUCUACCCUAUGGCCAAGAUAAUUAAUGAUUUUGUUAUUGUGCCAAUUAAACCCAGU